Molecule: messenger RNA, 2946 nt
Organism: Populus euphratica (Euphrates poplar)
Lineage: Eukaryota; Viridiplantae; Streptophyta; Magnoliopsida; Malpighiales; Salicaceae
Product: Tetratricopeptide repeat (TPR)-like superfamily protein
Exons: 3
Coding region: 1354-2931 (525 amino acids)
Cellular component (GO): mitochondrion
Molecular function (GO): protein binding
Source: RefSeq, a predicted model, not a curated record
UCAGAUUUUUACGAAAAUUAAACUAGCCUUAAAUUUAAAUAAGCUCCUCCUCCUCCCCUGAAAACCCGUUUGCACUUUCCGCCUUCUUCGCUGCAUUUCCAGCAGUAGCACAAGCACUAUACCACCAGCAACACAAAAGCCAUGGAAUUGGAAGCCCAUCAUCUUUAUUACAAUUCGAAUAGAAAUCCAAUGGCGAAAUUUUAGGUUCGCUCUUAUCUCCUCAACUAACAGCUUUCCUAACAAUUUCUUUCCUUUUCUGUCCAUUUAUCUUUGUUCUUGGAUAUCCUUUUAAUUUCUGUCGUUUUCUCUUUUCCCUUUUUAGGGUUUGCUCUUUUCCCUUUUUAGUGUUUGCUCUUAUUAAUAAUCAGCCAUUGGAUGCAUGGAUUACCGUUUCGAUUGCUUUGUGUGUGUUUUGCGUCUAUGCACAUAAGAUGUUUGAUGUUUUUCUAGCAGUCAAAAAAUGUAGUGCAAAUUAUGUAUUUGUUAUUGGAAUUUAUUUUUUAAUAAUGAUCCUAUUGGGAUUCCUUGCUUCUGUAAUCUCAUUAUUCAUAAGAAGCGAAAGCAGCUUGUUUCCCUCAGUGUUGCGCGCUUGCUUUUAUUUUGUGCAUUGUGACUAAUCUUAACUGAUUUGGUGGGAUUCUGGGAAAUGUGAAUUCGGGCUCCAACUGGGUGGUGGAAAUGAGCUCAUGCGGUGCUUUUACAAAGGAGAGAUUAUUUAUUGGGGUUGCCACCCAGCAAGGGCUUCUUUUAGUCAUCAUGGAAUUUUCUGUGUUAAGUUUAACAGCUUUGAAUGACGAAGGAUCCUUUAGGGAUUUAGGUACAAGUGAGAGAUUUAAUAUGAUAGGAGUGAACGUCCAGGAUUGAUUAUGGCUUGUUAGAAAUAUGUAACAUAUUGAUAUAGAAUCAUCGUUUGUAUGUAUCUGUUUCAAUUUUAGCUGUCGGUGAGCUGGUGCACAAACAGAACUAAACACAAAUGAGAAACUUAUGCGUGUCAAUUUUGUAAAGAACUUGUUACCUAAAUAGAGAUCUUACCAAUUUUCCAGUUACUGUUUCAUUGAAGUAGGUUGAUCGCAUAACACCACAGAAGGGUCAAGGUCAAGCAGAAAACUUUGCAAUUCCUGUUUCAAGUAUGUUGAACAAACAACAACUGGAACAAAGGUUAAUGCUUCAGUUAUUUAUGUUCCCUACCAUUUGUUGCAGCAGCUGUUAUGGAGUCAAUGGUAACUGAGUUGAGUUUUAUGGUCUGCAUUAGAGGGAAUCACUUAGCGUUAUCUGGCACUAGUAUCCAAUUGGAGAAAAGGCAAAACCUUUGUACUCUUCUUCUAGUCCACUUGUCCUGAAAUACAGAAAAGCAUGCAGGCGCUAGCUUUUUUGAGGCAUCGCAGGUUCUCACAAACAAUUAAUCAAACACUUUUUAUCCCCUCUUUAUCUGUCUAUCAAACACCUUAUACUUGCUUCAACUUUCUAAAUACCCACACAAGUGAUAAAUUUCCCAAGAAAAGCUUAGACCCAGAAGGACCAAAGUGCUUAUCUUUGAGAAUUGAGAAACUUCCGAAAGGAGAAUCAGUUGGAUAUGCCUUUCAAAGCUGGAUGGGCGAGGGUUUUCCCAUUCAUCGAGGUGAUGUUUUUCACACCAUUAAUCGCUUAAGGAAGCUCAGAUUAAACAAACGCGCACUUGAGGUGAUGGAAUGGGUAGUAAGGGAGAGGCCCUACAAGCUCAAGGAACUCGACUACUCUUAUUUGUUGGAAUUCACAACCAAACAUCAUGGGAUAUCACAUGGCGAAAAGCUCUUCUUGCGUGUCCCGUCUGAGUUUCAGAAUGAGUUGCUGUAUAACAAUCUUGUAAUUUCAUGCUUGGAAAAAGGUGUCAUUAGGCUUUCACUUGAUUACAUGAAGAAAAUGAGGGAACAAGGUCAUCCCAUUUCAUAUUUGAUUUUCAACCGCCUUAUAAUCCUCCAUUCCUCACCUGGCAGUAGGAAAAUGAUCCCGAAAAUCCUUGCUCAAAUGAGGGCUGAUAAGGUGGUUCCCCAUGUUUCAACAUAUAAUAUCCUGAUGAAGAUUGAAGCAAAUGAACAUAAUAUUGAUGGGUUAGUGAAGGUAUAUAAUGAUAUGAAGAGAUUUAAAGUUGAGCCGAAUGAAGUAUCUUUCUGCAUAUUAGCUACCGCGCAUGCAGUGGCAAGGUUGUAUACUGUAGCUGAAGCAUAUGUUGAAGCUGUGGAGAAGUCAUGUAGCGGAGACAACUGGUCAACACUUGAUGUUUUGAUCAUAUUGUACGGACAUUUAGGAAAGGAGAAGGAACUAGAAAGAACUUGGGGCAUUGUACAAGAACUGCCUCAUGUUAGGUCUAAAAGUUACAUGCUUGCAAUUGAAGCAUAUGGUAAAAUUGGACAGCUUAGCCGAGCUGAAGAGCUUUGGUUAGAGAUGAAGUCAAUACAUGGGUUGAGAUCAACUGAGCAGUUCAAUUCCAUGUUAUCCGUGUAUUGUAAACAUGGGCUUAUUAAGAAAGCAACUGGGAAUUUUAGGGAAAUGGAGAUCAAUGGGUGCAAAGCAAAUUCCAUAACUUUUCGACAUCUUGCAUUGGGUUGUUUAAAGGCUAACUUGGUGGAGGAAGCCUUAAAGACUCUAGAAAUGGGGAAAGACUUGACAACAAGCAAUAGGGUAAAGAAUUCAACCCCAUGGUUGGAGACUACUCUAUCAAUAAUUGAACUUUUUGCUGAAAAGGGUGAUGUAGUGAACGUUGAGAAGUUGUUUGAAGAACUUGCUAAAACAAAGUAUGUAAGGCAUACAUUUGUAUUCAAUAUUUUAAUAAAGGCUUACGUGAAAGCCAAGAUUUACAGUCCAAAUCUCUUGAGAAGGAUGAUUUUAGGGGGUGCUAGGCCAGAUGCUGAGACAUAUAGCCUGAUCAAACUUGCUGAGCAGUUUCGACCCUGAUUUUGAUUUGCUCAA